GCGCGGAGAAAGGGGGAGCGUCUUCGUUCCUAUUCGCCGCCCGGUCCCUCUCCCCUCUCCCCUCUCCCCGCUCCCUUUGCUGCUUAGUGCUACGGACGCCACCGGAUGUGGGGCGGGGGAGGCCGGGGGCAGCGCGGGCCCGAGAGCCCGGGGGCACUUAGGGGACCCUGCCGGGCUCCCGCCCAAGAGACACAGAGAGAGAAGCGAGGAGACCGGGAGAGACAGGCAGACAGGGAGAGGCCCAGAGGCUUGGACAGGCAGACUGGGAGCCGCCCUGCAGCUCCGCUCCAUUCUUCCCCACUCCUGGAGCCAAUGCACAUGUUGAUUUAGGGGCAACAUCAGCCCCUUUCCUCCCCCUCCCUUCCCCUAAGCAGAGGGAAGAGAGAGGGAAAGGCGGACCCAGGUAGCAGCUGUGCCGGGGAUGUGAAACUGACUCAGGCUGCAGGCCAUUACUUCCUGAGUUUUCGAGAGAUCUUAUCGGUCUUGAAUCGAUGCUGGGGUUAGCACGAUCGGAAGACUGACAAGGGGCUGGGGCGACCGACCGGGAUAGUGUUCGCAGUUGGAAGGUGGUCCUGAGGGUUUGCCGGGGGAAAGCUGAGAGGGAAGGAAGCUGCUGAGGAGCCGCUGCCGCGGCGCGGUUAGCUGGAUUGCUGGCAGAAGAAUUGCUGGAUUGCUGGCAGACUCAGCGCUCGUCCGGACGCUGCCCCCGAGCGCCCUCCGGGGUUCCUCAACCUGCCGUUUGGGACAAACUCGGGUCCGGAGGAGAGCAGAAGAUCCCCGGAAUGAUGGCAGGGGCGGGAGCCCCUUUCGCCAAUGGCUGCGGGUCCUGCGCCCCAUCCGAGGCCGAGGUUCUGAAUCUCUGCCGGAGUUUGGAAGUGGGCACCGUCAUGACCUUGUUCUACUCCAAGAAAUCCCAGCGACCGGAGAGGAAAACCUUCCAGGUCAAGUUGGAGACCAGGCAGAUCACGUGGAGCCGUGGGGCAGAUAAAAUCGAAGGAGCCGUUGAUAUUCGUGAAAUCAAGGAGAUUCGCCCAGGAAAGACCUCUCGUGACUUUGACCGUUAUCAGGAAGACCCGGCUUUCCGGCCUGACCAGUCCCAUUGCUUUGUCAUCCUGUAUGGCAUGGAAUUCCGCCUGAAAACUCUUAGUCUGCAAGCCACCUCGGAGGACGAAGUGAACAUGUGGAUCAAAGGCUUGAAUUGGCUUGUGACUGACACCACCCAGUCUGCCACUCCUCUGCAGAUUGAGAGGUGGCUUCGGAAGCAGUUCUACUCAGUAGAUCGGAAUCGGGAAGACAGGAUUUCUGCCAAGGAUCUUAAGAACAUGCUGUCCCAGGUCAACUACCGAGUUCCCAACAUGCGGUUCCUGAGGGAACGGUUGACGGAUCUGGAGCAGCGGAGUGGGGACAUCACCUAUGGACAGUUUGCACAGCUCUACCGGAGCCUCAUGUUCAGCGCCCAGAAAACGAUGGACCUUCCUUUCCUGGAAGCUGGCACCCUGAGGGGUGGAGAUCGACCUGAGCUCUGCAGAGUGUCCCUGGCUGAGUUUCAGCAGUUUCUUUUGGAAUACCAGGGGGAGCUGUGGGCCACUGACCGGCUCCAGGUGCAGGAGUUCAUGCUCAACUUCCUCCGAGAUCCACUCCGAGAGAUAGAGGAGCCUUACUUCUUCCUGGAUGAGUUUGUUACCUUCCUGUUCUCCAAAGAGAACAACAUCUGGAACUCCCAGCUGGAUUCGGUGUGUGUCGACACCAUGAAUAAUCCCUUGUCUCAGUAUUGGAUCUCUUCAUCCCAUAACACGUACCUGACUGGGGACCAGUUCUCCAGCGAGUCCUCCUUGGAGGCCUACGCACGGUGUCUUCGCAUGGGCUGUCGAUGCAUUGAGUUGGACUGUUGGGAUGGGCCAGAUGGGAUGCCUGUCAUUUACCACGGACAUACCCUCACCACCAAGAUCAAGUUCUCUGACGUUCUCCAUACCAUCAAGGAGCAUGCGUUCGUGACCUCAGAGUACCCAGUGAUCUUGUCCAUUGAAGAUCAUUGUAGCAUUGCUCAGCAGAGAAACAUGGCCCAGUACUUCAAGAAAGUAUUUGGUGACACCCUUCUUACCAAGCCUGUGGACAUCGCCGCUGAUGGUCUGCCUUCCCCCAACCAGCUCAAGAGAAAAAUCCUUAUUAAGCACAAGAAGCUGGCCGAGGGCAGUGCCUACGAGGAGGUGCCCACAUCAGUGAUGUACUCGGAGAAUGACAUCAGCAAUUCCAUCAAGAAUGGCAUCCUCUACUUGGAAGAUCCCAUUAACCAUGAGUGGUACCCGCACUACUUUGUACUGACCAGCAGCAAAAUCUACUACUCAGAAGAGACAAAUAGUGACCAGGGCAAUGAUGAUGAGGAGGAACCAAAGGAGGUGAAUAGCAGUGCAGAGCUACACUCCAGUGAGAAAUGGUUCCAUGGCAAGCUAGGCGCUGGUCGUGAUGGGCGGCACAUUGCUGAGCGACUGCUCACUGAAUACUGCAUUGAGACGGGAGCCCCUGAUGGCUCCUUUCUGGUUCGAGAGAGCGAGACCUUUGUCGGGGACUACACACUCUCCUUCUGGCGGAAUGGGAAGGUCCAGCAUUGCCGGAUCCACUCACGCCAGGAUGCCGGGAGCCCCAAAUUCUUUUUGACAGACAACCUGGUAUUUGACUCGCUCUACGACCUCAUCACCCACUACCAGCAGGUGCCAUUGAGAUGCAAUGAGUUCGAGAUGCGCCUUACGGAGCCUGUGCCUCAGACCAAUGCCCACGAGAGCAAAGAGUGGUACCAUGCAAGUCUGACCCGCGCCCAGGCGGAGCACAUGUUAAUGCGUGUACCCCGGGAUGGAGCCUUCCUUGUGCGAAAACGGAGUGAGCCCAACUCCUAUGCCAUCUCCUUCCGGGCUGAAGGCAAGAUCAAACACUGCCGUGUCCAGCAGGAGGGGCAGACUGUGAUGCUGGGGAACUCUGAGUUUGACAGCCUCGUGGACCUCAUCAGUUACUAUGAGAAGCAUCCCCUGUACCGAAAGAUGAAGCUCCGGUACCCCAUCAAUGAGGAGGCACUAGAGAAGAUUGGCACAGCGGAGCCAGACUAUGGAGCUCUCUAUGAAGGACGGAACCCAGGUUUCUAUGUGGAAGCAAAUCCUAUGCCAACUUUUAAGUGUGCAGUCAAAGCCCUCUUUGACUACAAGGCACAGAGAGAAGAUGAGCUGACCUUUACGAAGAGUGCCAUCAUUCAGAAUGUAGAAAAGCAGGAGGGAGGCUGGUGGAGGGGAGACUAUGGAGGGAAGAAGCAGCUAUGGUUUCCAUCAAAUUAUGUGGAAGAGAUGGCCAGCCCCGCUGCUCUAGAGCCUGAGAGGGAGCAGCUGGAUGAGAAUAGCCCCCUGGGAGAUCUGCUCCGUGGAGUCCUGGAUGUGCCAGCCUGUCAGAUCGCUAUCCGCCCAGAGGGGAAGAACAACCGCCUGUUCGUAUUCUCCAUUAGCAUGGCCUCCAUUGCACAUUGGUCCCUGGAUGUGGCUGCUGAUUCCCAGGAGGACCUACAGGACUGGGUGAAAAAGAUCCGGGAGGUGGCCCAGACCGCAGAUGCCCGGCUCACAGAGGGGAAGAUGAUGGAACGAAGGAAGAAAAUCGCCUUGGAGCUGUCUGAACUCGUCAUCUACUGUCGGCCCGUCCCCUUCGAUGAGGACAAGAUCGGCACCGAGCGGGCCUGUUACCGAGACAUGUCGUCCUUCCCGGAGACCAAGGCGGAGAAGUACGUGAAUAAGACCAAGGGCAAGAAGUUCUUACAGUAUAAUCGGCUUCAGCUGUCCCGCAUCUACCCCAAGGGCCAGCGGCUGGACUCCUCUAACUAUGACCCCCUGCCCAUGUGGAUCUGUGGCAGUCAGCUCGUGGCCCUCAACUUCCAGACGCCAGACAAACCCAUGCAGAUGAACCAGGCCUUGUUCAUGUCCAGUGGGCGCUGUGGCUAUGUGAUGCAGCCAAGCAACAUGAGAGAUGAAGCCUUUGACCCCUUUGACAAGUGCAGCUUGCGGGGGAUAGAGCCAUGUGCAGUCUGCAUUGAGGUCCUGGGGGCCCGGCAUCUCCCCAAGAACGGUCGUGGCAUCGUGUGCCCUUUCGUGGAGAUUGAGGUAGCGGGGGCCGACUACGACAACAUGAAGCACAAGACCGAAUUUGUGGUGGACAAUGGCCUGAACCCCGUGUGGCCGGCAAAGCCCUUCCACUUCCAGAUUAGCAACCCUGAGUUUGCUUUCCUGCGCUUUGUGGUGUAUGAAGAAGACAUGUUCAGCGACCAGAAUUUCUUGGCUCAGGCUACCUUCCUUGUGAAAGGCCUAAAGACAGGAUACAGAGCGGUGCCUUUGAAGAACAACUACAGCGAGGAUCUGGAGCUGGCCUCGCUGCUUAUCAAAAUAGAUAUAUUUCCUGCCAAGCAGGAGAACGGUGAAGUCAGUCCCUUUGGCAGCUCCUCAUUCCGAGAACGGGGCUCCGAAGCUCCGGGCCAGCUACUCCACGGACGGACCCGAGAGGGCUCCUUUGAAGCCCGCUAUCAGCAGCCAUUUGAGGAUUUCCGCAUCUCCCAGGAGCACCUAGCAGACCACUUUGACGGCCGGGAACGAAGGGCCCUUCGGAGAACUCGUGUCAACGGAGACAACCGCCUCUAGACGCGACCGCUCGGGCCUUUGAGAAUCAUGUGGGUUUUCGCAGCGGACGCCUCGUGGAAUUCUGUAAACUGGUUCUUUGGAGACAACACUGCUCUGGCCCUUCCUUCAGGCAGCCCUCCCGGGUUCUCUACCUGCUCUCCUGGUAGAGACACGCUCCACAAAACCCAAGCCAUUGAUCAGCCGUUUGACUGUCCCGAGACUGUAGAAGACCGUACGCCGCGCCUGCCCGGAGCACAGACACCUUGUCCCGACUCCUCAGAGAUUGGUGCUCGCGUCUCGCCCUCCUGGAAAGCACAGGCCCCUGUCCCGGCUCCCUCGCUGCCCCGCCCCGCGGAGCGGGGGGCUCUGAGGACCGCGACGGGCCCGCUCCGGCCUUUGCCGAUUCCUGAGGGGCCUGCAACGUUUACAUCCUCCUGUAGCUUUAAAACCACGAAUGACCGUUGGGAGAGGGGCCGCCGCCGCCGCUCCGGAGGGGUUCGUUCCUUGCCCGGUCUGGGCCCCGGCUGGAUGGGUGCCUUGUCGGUCCCACCCGAAGCCCCGAGGGGGUGCCUGUGAGGAAGCGUUUACUGGGCGAGUGGGGCGAGGAAGGCGAUGUUGCCGGCGCAGCCAUGUGGCCCUGGAACACUAACCCUUUCAGGAUGGAAUGCUCUCCUGAGCUUAAAACAUGUUUAAAUAGCAGUAUUAUUUUUUCUUCUAAAUUGUAUUAUAACUAAGUUAUUUACUCCUCCCCAUACGGGCUCUCUCAUCACAGGUGAACCCCCAAAGCUGGUGGCAUUAAAAAAAGACCCUUUGCUCACCCCCGACGUCCAGCUCCCCGAGCAGAGCCUUGCGCUAGCCCAGGUGCUUAGUGGUGGCUGGUUGGAGGGCCUGCAAGCUGUGACUUAGUGUUCGUGGCAGUGCCGGAGAAAUUGGGGAGGAGAAUAGCUAACGUUUUUAAGGGAAAGAAGGCACAUUUUAGGACUCUACGUUUUUUAGGCAUGAGAAGGGAACAUGGAGUUGUAUUCAAGAGCAAGGGCGUGCAUUGGGAAAUCUGUAUCUGAUGCUGGAGAGUCAGGUAGACGGCUAAGGGUCGACCCGGCAGCCUGGGUGCUGAGAGGUUUUGGUACCCACCUGGAGUGACUGGCCCUCGGCCCCGAGGAAGAGGCCUCCCUCGGCAGGACUGGUUUUCGGUUGGGAGAAUAGACACUAUAGAACCUACAAGGGGGUCUCGUGCCCCCGGCAUGAGGCAGCGGUGCCCGCCCUGGGGCUGGAGCCCUUGGUGGCCCUCGUUCAGCAUAGGCAAACCUGCCACCCUCCGUUUGGGGCCCUCAAGACCUGACUGCCAAAUAAAAAGGCCUCAUGUGAUUCCUCCCACCCUUAA
Monodelphis domestica (gray short-tailed opossum) is the source of this 6021-nucleotide messenger RNA. It is a transcript of the gene PLCG1, whose product is annotated as phospholipase C gamma 1. The record is from RefSeq and is a predicted model, not a curated record. Gene Ontology annotation, biological process: release of sequestered calcium ion into cytosol; phosphatidylinositol metabolic process; phosphatidylinositol-mediated signaling. Gene Ontology annotation, cellular component: ruffle membrane. Lineage: Eukaryota; Metazoa; Chordata; Mammalia; Didelphimorphia; Didelphidae. Gene Ontology annotation, molecular function: phosphatidylinositol-4,5-bisphosphate phospholipase C activity; protein binding; calcium ion binding.